Messenger RNA from Danio rerio (zebrafish), 2479 nucleotides. The record is from RefSeq and is a predicted model, not a curated record. NCBI's taxonomy places the organism in Eukaryota, Metazoa, Chordata, Actinopteri, Cypriniformes, Danionidae.
UUAAAGCAGACACCGAGAUCUGACUGAUUGUGAGAGGCGAGUGGCUUGAAAGAGAAUUUUGAUUUCGUUGCUUAACUUGGAUUAUUUCUAUUCGGUGUUGAAAUCACACUGCUGAAUAUCAUUCGUAGCACAAGACUUUCUAAUAAAUCACAUAUAUGGCAUUUCCAUACUUGAGCCAACCACAUCUUAUUCGGCACUCUAGUGCAUUUAAGUCACAGAGCAGCCAAUAUCUGGCAGUGAGCGAGCGGCACAUAUCAAAGCGUUUGCACUGAGAUAUUUGAAAACGGAGUCGUGUGGUGAACGCCUGCGUGUCCCUUUUAAAACAAAUCCAGGGACUGUCAAUCAUCGCGCAUUCCGACCAAUCCCAAAGCACCGUUUUUUAAAAGCUGGUUUGCCUGCUGUGCUUUUAUAUUGCAGUAUGGCCUGGUUCGGAGCAUUUUACUACCACGUUAUUGCCACAAAUCAAGAGGGCAAAGUGAACGGCAUGGGACUCACACCAAUCUUAACGAACCUCGGUCCGAUUCUUGCGUCUGAGAGGUUUACAGGCAAUAACUGCACAUGCAGAUGAUACAGCGGGGGGAAUGGGGAAGAGUUUUGUAGGUAAAUCGUAAACUUUAAAGGUUGGUUGAUUUGCCAAGCCCUCAGCCAAGCUUGCAACAAAACAUGACAAGCCUGUCGCGGUUUAGUGGCUGCCCUCUUUCUUGCGUCAACCCUGGGGAGAGCAAUACUGAACCCAGCGUGAUGCUGCCACCUUUGGCAGAGGAGCACAUGGGGCACCCCACUGGCAGUUCCUUAAAACUCUGCCCCUCGCAAAAUUUGCGAGACUACCACGAGACGAGGGCCAGUGCAUAUGUUGACCACUCGGUUACCCAUUUUCCAGACACUGGAUACACCAGUCAUCGCUUAGAACCCAGUCCUAGGGGCAUUAUCAUUGGGACAAAUCUGUCAGCAGCAGGCAUGCCACCAGUAACUGAUCAGCUGGCUUCGAGACCAACCCAACAUGGCAAUAUUGGAAGGUACCGUGACCUCCACAGCUAUAGAGAUGGCAGGAGCCACGCGUUCUUCACCGCCUAUCAAGAGCAGGCCCAUGGCUCGUCAGACGCAACCCGAGAUCUCAGCAGCCAAAUGAUGUUGGGUCUACCAGGAGAUCUUCUCUCACGAACGCACCCGUACGGGCAGCCGGUCAGUGGCCCCAGGGCCAACAGCCAGCAGCUUGUCACCCAGUUCUUGGAGUUCUAUAAGCCUCUGAAUAUGGCCAUGCAGCGAGGAGGGGGUGACGCCUUCCUCAGGUGCUCCAGGCAGAAUCCAAAACACGAGCUCGUGUGCAAGUGGAGUGACGGCCAGGAGGGCACUGGCAAGCCGCCCUGCGCCAGGAGUUUUGGGACCAUGUAUGAACUCGUCACCCAUGUGACGGUUGAGCAUGUCGGAGGACCGGAGCACUCUGACUACGUUUGUCACUGGGAGAACUGCCCAAGAGACAGAAAGCCUUUCAAAGCCAAAUACAAGCUCGUCAACCACGUCAGAGUGCACACAGGAGAAAAGCCCUUUCCCUGCCCUUUUCAUGGAUGUGAAAAAGUUUUUGCCAGAUCCGAAAACCUCAAGAUUCACAAGAGAACGCAUACAGUGCCAAUCUGAUGAAGUGUCAUUUAUAUUUAGAUGUGAGAGGAUCAGGGUUGCUUCAAAACAGAUGCCCACAGACGUCAUCAGUACCUGUGUAAGUAAAAAAUAAAAUCACAGAGCAGCAGCAGUAGUUGCAGUAGAGAUAAAUUGUUUUAGCCGUCGUGACCCACCAGCUCUAUCAUGUCCGUCUGCCACAAGCCAGGCGUUCCAGUUUGGCUGCUGAACGCUGGCCUCGAUGAACUGUAGGGUCAGCACACCUCCAGCCCUACUCCAGCUUGCUAUUCAUCCUCUACCACACUGGGGGCACCUGGCACCCCUCCCUACCAUGGCAGGCCAGAUCAAUGGUAAGAUCCAUUCGAGCAGAAUGACCGGAGGUCGGCAUCAAAGGCCCCCUGCUUGUCUCGCUGCCACCUGGAGCUCUGUGAGGGUCAUGGGCCGCCUGGGCUUCCACUGCCUCCUCUCCCCUUCAGCUGGCUGGGUACACUGACUGGAGCCCGGGCAGGGAAUGAGCUGGCUCUGCCCUGGCCCAGCAGCCCACAUGGGGAGAGGGCCAGAGGUCAAGCCCAUCAGAGCACUUUGCUUCAUCUGAUGAGAGGAUCUGGUCUGGUUUUAAUGAGGCAACACUGAUUCCAUGUCUCUUUAUGCACGUGAGCAGGCCUAAUGUGUGGAUUGUACUAGACGAGAUGCUGUGAUUUUCUUCUCAAUCACAGGAUGAAGAGAAAGUGUCUCAGCUGUUCACAGGUAGAUUUAAAUGCAUGUUGCAUAUUUACAUUGUGUUCAUUUUCAUGUUCAAGAAGUGCUGUAAAAUGCAAGAGUUUUGUAUGGAUUGAGGAUCAAAUCAAAAUUUCACUCAACACAA